CUAGUCAGCUAACACGAUAGCUAAGUUAGCUAUUCCCUGAACAGCUUUUGUGAAAAAUAUGCGAGGAGUAACAGUGGAAGUGCUCGCCUGUCUUGUAAAAACAACCUGAUAAUCGCAUGCCUCCAUAGCCUCAAGGAUGUUCCUGGUAGGGCUGACGGGAGGAAUAGCCUCAGGAAAAAGUACGGUGUCCUCUGCGCUUCGAGAGCUGGGCUGCCCUGUCAUCGAUGCUGAUGUGGUGGCCAGACAAGUGGUAGAGCCCAAUAGCCCAGCCUAUUGCCGGAUAGUGCAGCAUUUUGGCCCGGAGAUCCUUUUGGAAAAUGGGGAGAUCGACCGGCAGAAGCUGGGCCAGAUAGUCUUCUCCAGCACAGAGAAGCGCAAGGUGCUCAACUCCAUCACUCACCCUGAGAUCCACAAGGCAAUGCUCAAGCAGAUCCUCUUCUACUUUCUCAGAGGGUACCGCUAUGUGGUCCUGGAUGUACCUCUCCUUUUUGAGACACGCCGCCUCACGCGGUUCCUCAAGCACACAGUGGUGGUGUACUGUGACCCUGCCACACAGCUGUCACGUCUGAUGCAGAGGGAUGGACUAAACCAGGAACAGGCUGAGCAACGCAUCGCAGCCCAGAUGCCCCUCAAUGAAAAGCGUGGACUGGCCAAUCACGUCAUAGAAAAUUCAGGCAGCCGUGAGGACACCCAGAGGCAGGUUCUCAGACUGCAUACUAAGCUGGAGGACUCCAUGGAAUUUUUGCUAGUAAGGGCCAUUGCAAUCGCCACAGUAACUGGUCUAGGAGGCCUUCUUCUCUACACUGUGAAACUUCUGGUCUUGUAGCACUUGUUGUAUGAUUGUAUUGGGCCAGCUGUCAUCAAAAGUAACUAUAUUCCAUAGCAAUGCUGUCAAUGGGUACUCAUUGCACAUCAGAAUGCACCUGCUUGAAAAUAUUUUCAAGUUAUGAAUGGAUUUAUCUUAUUUGUUUUUGGUGCAAUUCUGUGAACACUUGUGAACACUUUUUAAUUAAGGGCCUAACACUGUUUAAAUGUGAAUGUAAUUUGCCUUUUUCUGAUAUUUGAAAAAUAUGUA
Molecule: messenger RNA, 1075 nt
Organism: Megalops cyprinoides (Indo-Pacific tarpon)
Lineage: Eukaryota; Metazoa; Chordata; Actinopteri; Elopiformes; Megalopidae
Gene: dcakd
Product: dephospho-CoA kinase domain containing
Exons: 5
Coding region: 137-826 (229 amino acids)
Biological process (GO): coenzyme A biosynthetic process
Molecular function (GO): dephospho-CoA kinase activity; ATP binding
Source: RefSeq, a predicted model, not a curated record